This is a messenger RNA of Caenorhabditis angaria, 2198 nucleotides long. Lineage: Eukaryota; Metazoa; Nematoda; Chromadorea; Rhabditida; Rhabditidae. The record is from the annotation of a GenBank genome assembly.
AUGUCAAAAGUUAUCUAUACUCUAUUGUGUUUUCUUGGAAUUGUUGGGUUAUUGAAUUUGAGUUAUUCGAUUGAUAGUGAGUUUUUUUGUAUUAUCGAAAAUCUCACGCGCUCUACUGAAAUAAACACGCAACGCAGACCGCGCCGCGCCACAACACACACAAAAAAGAGAGGGAAUUUGAAUCUUUCCCUUAUUUGUGUGUAUUGUGACGCGGCGCGGUCUGCGUUGCGUGUGGAGCGCGUGGAGUACCGAUGAGAUUUUCGAAAAUAUUCACAAAAAAUUCGAGACUUGAACUAUUUCAGAUCAUUUUGAGCCUGGUCGACUUAUAGCAAGUCGAAAUGAUACAGAUGUGCCGAGUUCAGAAUUCAAGGAAUUAUUGAAGGUGAGUUAGGCUAACUCUUAUUUAAAAAAAAGCUAUGACGUGGCAUUUUGGGGAGAAAAACUAGGGUUUUUUCACAGAAAUGAGAAAAAUUGGGCUUCAAAUUUUUUCGAGUAAACUUUAAUAGGGUUUAUUUCCCUCACAGAGACUUAACAAGCCUUGAAAUCAAAUUUCCGGGCCUAAAAAAUCUUGAAAACCGGAAUUACCAGGUUAAAAUAGGUCUAGAGUUAGCCUAAAAGCUAUGACGUGGCAAAAAAUUGGGCUUUUAAUUUUACAGUGAACUUUGAUAGGGCAAAUUUUCCUCUGAUCAUCGUUAAAAUCAAAUUUCCAGCUCUGAAAAUCUGGAAAAUCCAUUUUUCGGUCUAAAAUGAGCCUGAAUCGACCUGGGUAAGCCUAAAAAUCAGAUUUUCGGGCCUGGAAACCUUGAAAAUCCGAUUUACCAGGUUAAAUCAGGUCUAGAGUCAGCCUAAAAGCUCUAGAGUUAGCCUAAAAGCCCCCAAACCCCCGCUACUUCCAGAAAAUGAUAAUCUUCUCCAAAUCGCAAUCUUCCGGCCGUAGAAUUCUCCUAAAAUCGAUCAAAAAGCCGAAAGAAUUCUGGAAUCUAUUCGGUGCUUUUGCGCCCGAAGUUUAUUGUCCCAUCAAGGUUCGAAUUGGGAAAUUGGGAGACGGCGGGAAAUGGACGUGUAAUCCGUGGAGAAUUCCCGAAAAUUCGUAGUGAGUUGGGAGAAAAACGGGCAUUUCUGAUGAAUUUUAGUCUCAAAAUCGUGAAAUUUGAUGUUUUUGCAUUCAGAAACCGAAAAAAAAUGAUUUUCAGUCUCGAAAUUGAAAAAAUGUGGCCGCCGUAAAAAUGAAAACAACUGGACUUCGUCAGUCGCGUGCGGCUGUGCGGCGCGGUCGGAAAACAAUCAGUAAUUCAUUUCUUUUCCGACCGCGCCGCACAGCCGCACGCGACUGACGAAGUCCAGUAGCCUAAAAAAUGGCGUUUUCACGUAGAAAAACGUGAAAAACUGAAAUCGCUGCGAGACCUCACUCUUUCGAAAAAUGUGUGCGCCUUUGAUUUGCUCAGAAUUUGUAUUUCAGCCCAUAACUUUUUUGAGAAUGCGUUUCAGAAACAAGUAAAUAGUUUUCCUGGUUCAUCUCGACGAGACAAAUCAGAUGAUAUAUUCAGCGUUUUCUGAAAAUGCCUCUAACAUGCUGAAAAUGCUCUGAAAUUACUAUCUAGUGUGUAAACACCGCGACGCACAAAUGCACGAAUAGCGUACCGUAGUAAAAUUUUUCACCGUCGCAAAAAAAAAAAUUCGACAAUAAAAAUCCGUGUUUUUCCAGUAUUUUAUCAUUGGGCCUCAACAAUCAAAUCGAUUUCGAGCAAGAACUUCAAACCCUCCUAAAUAACACCUGUAUAAUUCAUGGCUACGAUCGAGAUGAGCAAAAUAACACAACAAAACAAAUCUACAAAAAAUUGCGUGGAACAACCCAUAAAGCAACAAUCGGAAAUCAAACAACUAUAAAAUCCCUAGCAAAACGGGAAAAUAUCGAUUCUUUCGAAAUUCUAAAAAUCGAUAUUGAAGGAGCGGAACACGAUGCUUUGAUACCAUUUUUAGAGGAUAUGUCAGUUUGUCAAAUUUAUAUUGAAAUACAUGGCGAUGCUCCAAAACAUUCAAAACUUCUUCAAAAGAUUGCUCAUCUUAGUUAUCGACUUUUUUCCUAUGAAGUUAAUGGAUACGAAAUUUCAGCCGUUGAAUAUAGUUUCAUCCAUGAAAAUUGUAUCGAAAAAUAUGGCGGAUAUCGGAUAGCAAAUUAUUUGGAUUUUUUAAGUUAA